AGAGAGACUAUAACAGAAGUUGCAUCAGACAGCAGCAGAGAGUGGAGAGACUGUGCAGUAAACCAUGGAUGACAUGUGUGAGGACGACCUCUGCUGGCUGCAGCUGGAUGACUUCAGGAUGCUGCUCAUUAAAAACAUCGACCCUUCAAGAAUCACUCCAUACCUGCGACAGUGCCAGGUAAUCAGUGCUGAGGAUGAGGAGCAGCUCUUUAACGACCCCUCUCUCGUUGUCAGGAGGCGAAAAGUCGGAGCUCUGCUGGACAUCCUGCAGAGGACAGGGGUCAAAGGUUACACAGCCUUCUUGGAAAGCCUGGAGCUGGAUUACCCUCAACUGUACAGCCGCAUCACCGGGAAGGAGCCCAACAAGACCUUCAGCAUCCUACUCGACACUGCGGGUGAAUCUGGUCUUACCCAGUUCUUGAUGUCCGAGCUCAGUCGUCUGCAGAGGGCGCUGCAGAACGAGAGGAAGCGUCGCCAGCAGGCCUGCUCCAUGGCCAAAGAACAAGAGGUUUGGUCUCGGCGGCAGCAGCUGAGAGACCGAGAGCUGAGGAAGAUGACGGAGCACAUGCACAAGGUCCGUGAGGAGCGCGAGCGGCUGAGCGAGGAGGUGAAACACCUCAGGGAUCACAACUACAGUCUGAUGGCGGACAUCAACUCUCUGAGCCAGGAGAGGAGCAACGCCCUGCUGGCCAACAGAGACCUGCAGAUAGAGGCGGAGCGUCUGAAACACACGGUGCUACGUGCUGAGAGUCAGACUCGACUGCUGAGACGAAGAACACUGAGGCCGCUGCAGGAGAGCAGAAGCCUGGCGGCCCUGCCUACAGAGACCUUCUUCCACCCAACCAGAUUUGAGGAGAAAAAAGAGGAGAAAAAAGAGGAGAAGCUGGAAGUGAAUAAGGAGGAGAAGCAGGAGACAAUGCAGCAGCUGAUGCUGCAACAUCAGCAUCAGCUGCAGCAUCAGCAGCUUCAGCAGCUGCAGCAGCAGCAGCAGCAGCUGCAGCAGCAGCAGCAGCAUCAGCAGCGAGAGAGUCCAGCUCUUCCUCAGAUGAACCUCCUCACCACGAUGUUUAAACUGAGAAAGGAUCUCCACAAAGCAGAGGAGCAGAGAGCCAGGUGCCUGGAGGAGAAGGAGGAGCUGGAGCUGCGGUGCGCUGAGCUGAAGGGAGACGCCAGGAUGUACCGACAACGAAACAAACAAACCCUCAGACAGCUGGAGGAGGUGAUCAGAGAGAGAGACAAGGCUCUGUCGUCACGGGCCGAGCAGCAGGAGGAGGCGCGGGUCCUCCUGCAGGAGAAGGAUCAGUACAGGGAGCAGGUCCGACAGCUCACCGAGCAAUCGGAUAAACUGGAGCUCCUCCUCCUGAAGACGCAGGGGGAGGAGCUACAGCUGAGGACACGCCUCCGCAGACUCACCUGCAACACUCACGAGGGAGAGAGGAGUGUGAGCAGCGAUGAAGAGGAUGAGAAUAAAGAGAACGCUGCUAAAGGCAGCAGUGAGGAGGUCCGGAGUGGGACUUCAGGGGAGAAUGAGGAGGCUGCAGCGCUCCAGCAGCUCAGCUCUCCUGUGGGAGGAGGAGCAGAGCCUGAGGAGAAGCCCUGCAGUGCUGCAUCACUGGAGGAGGAGACAGACGACUUCCUGACCUCCAUGAGUCGACCAAACUUCUUUCACCGCAGGAAGCGGGCCCUGAGGUCCAAACUCACCUGUAAGGAGUUCCCGGUCAGUAACCAGGAUGACAGCAGCGCGAGCUACAUCACCGACUCCGACUGAACACGAAGACUCUGAAUUUGUUUUAUUGAAAUAAACAUUUUCUGUUUUAUUCAGUC
Molecule: messenger RNA, 1824 nt
Organism: Notolabrus celidotus (New Zealand spotty)
Lineage: Eukaryota; Metazoa; Chordata; Actinopteri; Labriformes; Labridae
Gene: card9
Product: caspase recruitment domain family, member 9
Exons: 14
Coding region: 65-1768 (567 amino acids)
Biological process (GO): positive regulation of canonical NF-kappaB signal transduction; regulation of apoptotic process
Source: RefSeq, a predicted model, not a curated record